Messenger RNA from Durusdinium trenchii, 816 nucleotides. NCBI's taxonomy places the organism in Eukaryota, Dinophyceae, Suessiales, Symbiodiniaceae. The record is from the annotation of a GenBank genome assembly.
UGCAUCUCAAGGCCCUCGUAACAGCCAAACCGAAGGGCUCGAUGGGCGGGUGUCCCGCUCGUUUCAUGCCGAAAUCAGAGGGCAGCAAGCCAGCUGCAGCUGAGCCUCUUCCCUACGUGUCACCAGAUUCGUUGCGAGGGCGAGACCAGGUCUUAUAUCGAUUUCUCAGGGGUGAGGACCGUGAUGAUGUUCAAGGUCGGACCUUGGACAAGAUUCUGCUUUGGAGAGACGAUCAAUUGGAGGCCGUGCAUGACUACGUCCAGUGGAUUUUUCCAACAGAUGAAGCAUCCAUGUUCAACAGCCAAGCACCCCUACUUUCGCCUCAACUGCAAGCAGUUUGCCACCAAGAUGAGAAAAUAAAGGAGAACUUCGAUCGCAUUUUGAUGCGAUUCCUCUCCUUCUUGGGCUUGCAAAUGGAGACGAUUGAGGGCAAACAGAUUAAGAUUUCGAAAGCCGAACACUUUGAGACCAGACGACGUGAUUGCUGGUCUGCAGUCUUCGGAAUGAACCACAACUGGCUGAGGAUCUCACGGGUCUUACAUUGUCUUGGAAUGGUGGGAAAGAAGGAAGAACAGCGUGCCUUGAUGGAAUUCCUGGAGACCAUGCCAAAAGACAUUCCGGAAGUCAGGAGCUCCAUUCCUCACUGGCGCGGACGAGCACAAGCUAGCUAAUCGACUUUUCCUCCAUCAGCUCUGCUGAAAUUACAAGCUCUCACUGGGUGUUUUUUGCACUAUGCCUUAUGUACAGUACAGAAUGCAAGCCUUCUCAGCCCAAGGCGGAAGGCUCAAGCAGCGGUAGACAUCGAGAGCAUGUGAG